Molecule: messenger RNA, 669 nt
Organism: Endocarpon pusillum Z07020
Lineage: Eukaryota; Fungi; Ascomycota; Eurotiomycetes; Verrucariales; Verrucariaceae
Exons: 1
Coding region: 1-669 (222 amino acids)
Source: RefSeq, a predicted model, not a curated record
AUGUCGCAAUCACGAGACCGGCCCCACGAGCCUAUAGGCUUACGUUUCGAGAGGAGGAUUAGCCAGCUGGAAAGAGAGCGGGAAGCUGAAGCGGUGGCUCGCAAGGAGGCCAAGGUGAAAGCCUUACAGCAAGAUGUGACGCUUGAUAUCGAAGGGAAGAGAGCCGAGUUACCGUCGCAAAGUUUGACAUCGAACAGCUCGAAGGAAUUAAGCAGCCGGUAUCGGCGACCGAAAGUAGAGGUUGAAGAUGAAGAUGAACAACUUUCCAAUAGGCAAUUGAAUGGAGAACCUGUACAGACCUCAAGUGUAAGAGCCAGUGCCAUGCUCACUCCACCGCUCUACCCACAUUCGUCCGAUACUGGCAAUGCACAAGAACUUGAUGCUCGCUAUCCGCUCAAUACUAUCCAAACGUUGAACUCUCGGCUUGAACGAGAGGAGAGAAGGGUCACAGAGCUCGAGCAAGAGUUGGGACGUGCAAAGGCACAGCUAGAGCAUUACAUUGCAGACCAGAAUUCGAUCCAUCUGCUGCGGAUACAAGCCGUGGUAGCUAAUGAUAAGGAUGAGAUCGCGAGGCUCAAAGUGGCUGGGGCUGGUGUCUCUGGGUUGGAAUGGGCUUGGUGCUCGGGGUUGGUGUUCGGAGGGUUCUUGGAUAGGUUGUGCUUGAGGUGA